GCUGUCUCACCUUCCCCCAGGCAACGGAGGCGGGGUGAGAUGGCACAGCGGGCACUGGCGCUGGCACUCUGCCUCUCCCUGGCCACAGCGGCAUCCACCAACUGCGUGACCCAGUGCUCCCUCUGCACAGCACAGACCCACGGCACUGAGAGCAGCAUCUGGCCCCUGAUGUGCCUGUGGGAAUGCCAGGGCUCCUCGCCACCCGGACCCGAGUGGGAGAUGUGCAGGAAGGCGCUGGCGCUCCUGGCCCCACUGGUGGCCCUGGCCGAAGGGACAGACCCAUCCCCUCAGGGGGCAGAGGAGGACGAGGCAGAGCCGGAGCAGGAGCUGGGUCCUGGGGAGCUGCCGAUGGCACCGGCCAAGCGCUAUGGGGGCUUCAUGAAGAAGAUGGCCAAGGGGAAGCUGCUUGCCCUGCUGCGCGAGAAUGCCCACAGCAAGGGCAGCUUCAGCAAGAAGUUCGGGGGCUUUGGCCGCAAGCCGGGGGAGCGGGCGGCCCCUGAGGACUACCCGGGGCCGGUGGGCGCUGGGGCUGAGGAGCCCACGGGCGCUGGGGCCGAGGGGCAGGAGCUGGCAGAGCUGCACAAGCGUUAUGGUGGCUUCAUGCGCCGGAUCCGGCCCAAGCUCAAGUGGGACAAUCAAAAGCGCUAUGGAGGCUUCCUGCGGCGGCAGUUCAAGGUCACCACACGGUCAGACGAGGACCCCAGCGCCUACUCAGGGGAGGUCUCGGACCUAUAGAGCCAGGUGUGGGAUGGGCGGCACCACGGUCCCCACACUGCCAGCCCAGACUGCGCCGUCACCCCCAGCCCCAGCCCCCGCCCAGCCCGGUGUGGCCGGUGUCACCCCUGCCUCGUCCCCCUAGGCGACCAUGGGUCAGUCCCCCUCCCCAGUUGUCCCUCUCUGGUUCACCUGCCCAUCCCUUAGGGACCCUGUGCAUCGAGGGGACAGCACCACUCCUCCGGCUGCUGGUGGUGUGGCCGUGGAUCCAGCCCCAGGGCUCCAGGGGGCAAAUCAAGGGGGGGGGGACAUAUCCUGCACCCUGCCGCAGCUGCAGAAUUGCAGCUGGGUCUGGAAAACAUCACAGCUGAUGUACAGGGCAAUGGCCUCUGAGCAGUGGGAAGGAUGAAAUGGGGCAGGAUCAGGCCCUCUGGGCUGGUAGAUGGCUCACACAGCCAGCACCACCGUGGGGAGAGGGGGCUGGGCAGGGCUGGUGCCACGGAACCAUCACCGGGGCAGGCAGCCGGCUGAGCACAACCCCAACUCCCCUCCCGGAGCCACUCGCCACCUCCCACCUGUCCCAGCGCCUGCCUGGUGCC
Messenger RNA from Falco peregrinus (peregrine falcon), 1313 nucleotides. It is a transcript of the gene PDYN, whose product is annotated as prodynorphin. The transcript has 2 exons. Gene Ontology annotation, biological process: neuropeptide signaling pathway; chemical synaptic transmission; sensory perception. The record is from RefSeq and is a predicted model, not a curated record. Bases 40 to 735 code for a protein of 231 amino acids. Gene Ontology annotation, cellular component: dendrite; plasma membrane; axon terminus. Gene Ontology annotation, molecular function: opioid receptor binding. NCBI's taxonomy places the organism in Eukaryota, Metazoa, Chordata, Aves, Falconiformes, Falconidae.